Molecule: messenger RNA, 981 nt
Organism: Camelina sativa (false flax)
Lineage: Eukaryota; Viridiplantae; Streptophyta; Magnoliopsida; Brassicales; Brassicaceae
Source: RefSeq, a predicted model, not a curated record
UAGCUGCCAAUAAGAUCUCUUGCCUUCACAGAAUUGUAUUCACCUUAUGUUUACUAUAUCCUUUUCAUAUGCGCAUCUAUUAUUUACAGUGUUUGUGUAUAUAUUUGGAAUUGGACUACAUACGUAAAUGAUGUGUAAAAGUCACGGGUAUAUGACCUCUUGUUUAAACUCUUUUUUCUUCAUUCGUAUCACUUUUCUAAAAGUACAUGUUAAUUUCCUAGAAAAUGAGUUGUGGAAUAAAGGAAGCUUCCGCGUUUUCUCAAGUCAAAGAAAUACGACUAAGUAAUAAUAAUUCAGCCAAAACACAGGUCUCUUUCUCUCAUACUGAAAGAUCUAAACAUUUUCAAGGUCUCUGUCUCUGGUAUAUACCUUCUUUAAGUUCGACAAAGAAGCAAAUAUAGUUUGUUAAAAACUCAUUUAUCCACCCCUAGAAAAAUGUCUACAGGAUGUCUAAGCUGCUUCAAGAAGAAGCAAAGCAAGAAAGAAGACAAACCCGUGAAAACAGAGAGGUUGCCAGAGCCACUUGGAGAAAAAGAAGAUGUUGAAGAAAGAGAGGUUAUACAACAAUACAAAUUUCUGAAUGCAGAGAGAUUGCCAAAGCCAGUUGAAAAAAAAGAAACAGAUGUAAAGUGUAGCGCGUACAAGAAGAAGAACGAGGAAGACAUAUUCAGACCCGAACCAGGAUCAGGAUGGUCCUACCACUCACAUGUAGGCAGCAGCGAUGUUGAACCGAAAGUGAACGAAUAUUAUGGAGAUCACUACACAGGAACAGAUGCAUCUUCUUCAUCAAUGAAUAAUGAAUUCAACAAAGUGAAGACCUUUGAUAUACGAGGAGUCAAAGUAGCCACCACCACGGCCAAGUGAAUAUGAGAAAGAGGUUAUGCUUCGUUCAUCACAUGUUAACUUUGAGCAAUUGAUUUCUACUUUUAUGUAUCUGGUUAGAUAUUUAUCAAUGCAAGCAUAUCUGUUUGAAGGUUCAAA